This is a messenger RNA of Temnothorax curvispinosus, 3494 nucleotides long. RefSeq names its product CD82 antigen-like. The record is from RefSeq and is a predicted model, not a curated record. The transcript is spliced from 5 exons. Gene Ontology annotation, cellular component: membrane. Bases 668 to 1474 code for a protein of 268 amino acids. Lineage: Eukaryota; Metazoa; Arthropoda; Insecta; Hymenoptera; Formicidae.
AAAGAUGAACUGUGCGAGAAGUUUAGUUAAAACGAACAAGCCUAUUUCCUUUGACCAAUCAGAAAUUUGUCAAAAGAUGCAAGAAGGAACAUAAACGAGAUGAAUUGUCAAGCGGUGUCGACGCAGGUUGGUGAACGACUGGUGGAAGAUCUGUGGAGUCUACGCAGGCCGAUAGAACGCCACAGAUUGUCUAGGCGUUUCCCGUGUUCACCGACAGGUGGCGCUACUUGCGUCCAACAAUCCCCGGACCGGACCACCGUACCGUAUCGCCGACGACGGCGACGACGCCGAUGAUUUGCCGUCUGCUCCGCUCCUCGCUCCAGCGUCAUAGCCAGCGUAUUCAACAGUAUACAAGUGUAUUCGAGCGCGGAAAGCCCGGUGGACCGUCGCGUUGCGUCGAGCGUCGAGCGAUUCUCCGCGCGCGCAAGCGAAUCGUCGCGCCGCUUCCUGCCGUCGCCGUCGCCGUCGGAGUCCUCCGUUGGAAGAGAGAGAGGAGCGCAUCUCAGCGCAUCUGGAGCAUCCAGGAGCGCGCGGCAGAACCGCAGAAGGGGGACGCGCGCGUCCUACGUUCCGUCAGCGCGUCUUUUCGCGACGUCUCGCGUUGGGACGCCGCCUGGAUCAUCGCUAGAGUCUCGCAUCCCCGUCGCUCCCUCGUGACCCGGACAAAAUGGGGACGUUCUGCUACAACUUCUCCAAGUACACGCUGGCGGCCAUGAGCCUCGUGUUUUUGAUAAUCUCGGUGACGGUGAUAACUCUGGUAGCAUGUAUGUUAUCGGACAAAACGUAUUUAGUAUCGAUCGCCGAGGAAGGGAACAACUACGAGGCAGGCCUGUACAUUUUGCUCUGCACCGGAAUCCUCAUGCUCAUCGUCUCCGUCCUAGGCUGGUGCAGUGCCUUCAAGCAUUCUCGAUAUUGUCUGGCCACUUUCUUCAGCAUCAUGCUCGUCAUCGUGGUCGCGCAAGUCGCCUUCGCCGGCUGGCUUUACGCCCAUGGGGACCGCCUGGACGAACUGGUGCGAUCUUCCGUGAUAAACACAGUUAAGGAUGAAUAUGGCGAGAUACAAUGUCGCACGCAGAUCAUGGAUACGAUUCAGGCCACUCUCGAAUGCUGCGGAGCUAAUGGACCUGCGGAUUGGGCCGGCAGCAAGUACGCAAGUCAGGAAUCCUCUCAAUCUCAAUUGCGGUUAUCUUUUGGUGUUUCAAACGCUAACAACGUGUUUAAAAUACCAAAAUCUUGCUGCAAAGAUGCGACCAGCACCGCCUGCAGCGAGGGUCGCCUGAUGAAGGUUGCCGGAACCGUGAGCUCCGCGAUUUACAGUGAGGGAUGCAUGGAAAAGUUGGUGACUACACUGAAGACCCAGAGUUACCACUUUAUGGGUGCAGCGAUACUGGUCUUAGCCCUAGAAAUUCUUAGUCUGAUACUCGCUCUAAUUUGCUGUUGCAAAGGCGGACCAUCAGAUAGAUACAAAGCCUAAGUUGACUCGUCGCGCGUAUCGUGUAAGAAUCUAUUAAAUAGAGAAGGUAAUCACACAGAUGUUUCAUAACUGUGGAAUAUUUGUAUUAAUUUGACCAGACAUAUGUGUGACUUAUAUUGAUGGAGAUAUAAUUAUUUAAGAUACAUAUAAUAUAUAUAUAUAUAUAAGCCUUCCAAAAUUUUCGAGAGUGACAGCAGGACUGUAGAAAGAAGUCUGAUUAUAAAUGCUUCCUAAUUAAUUUUAAAUGCACUCUGACUCGGUGCGAAUUUUAUUGAUCUUUAUUGUCAUUAACAGUUUUUUACAUUUGCGUAAUAUUAUUCAAUUCGACUCUCAGUCUAUAUUUAUACCUGCAUAUCUUACAUGACGAUAUAAUGUACUGGACAAGAAUCUUGAUUUUAUGAAUAUAGAAGAAGUUAGGUGCGAAUUUAAUGGACACUCUUUUUGAUUACUGCCAAAAAUGCUCUUCUACAUAAAUAUAUAUAUUUCCAGUUUAAAGACUUUUAUGUACAUAAGCAUUUACCAUCUUUCACAAGGUACCUACAUAGCUAGGGUUUCUUCGGGCCAAAGUAGUAACCAAACUAACGCAUUGCGUUGACACAAAGUGAAAAUUAUUAUAUUUUAAAUUGCAUAAUGAGGUAUUAUAGAAAUAUUAUUUCUAUGACGAAAAGUAUAUCUUGUGUUGCAUCUGAUAUAUUUAUAAUCUUACGAGCGCGUUUAAUAUCUCGCAUGACGUUAAGUUGCUGAUUUUUAUUUACUUUAGGCUUAUUGCUAAAAGAUUAGAAGCUAUAUUUUCACAUGACUAAUCUUAAUUAGGAGUGUAGGGUUUAACGAUCUGAGUAUAGGAAUCUCGAGAUAUUGAAUGGUGAUCAGUUAUCGUGUCUUACACCGAUUAACGUUUCUUUAGCGUUAAUCUCGCGAAUCAAAAUAGGGAAAGAACAUGCACCUACUAAUACAUACAAUACAAUCAAUCUAAUACUUUAACUUACUACAGCGCGAUCGUCAUAGUGUCUAGUCUGUAAACGAUUAAUGUUAACUUAUCGACUUAUCUACUUGCUUUAUUUCUCACGCGAUAUAUGAUAUAUUUUAUAUAUUAUUUUUUAUAUACAUAUUAAUAAUAAUUUUCUAUAGAUUCUAUGAAUAGUAAUAACUGUUACCACCAAUUUUACAAAAAGAACUACUACUUAUAGAGUUUACAUACGUAAUAAUAAUAUGUUCGAUUUUAUAUAAAUUUUACUAAUCGCAACAAAUUAUUAUACCGCGAACAUUGCUUUUGCAAGUAACGUUUUAUUAAAGCCAUAUCAAUAUUUUUAUAAUUCGCCACUAAUUCCAGAUAAGUCUUCGAAAUGUUUAUAUCGUAUCUGAUGUGCUAUAUAAUACUCGGCUUAUUAAUAUAAUACAAGAUGUUGGUUGUAUGCAAGAGACAUUGCGUAAUAUAAAAAUCCAUAUUUCUAAACAUUGAUAUAUUGUGUUAUUAAGAUUCUUAUGGAAAUUUUAGUAAUUUUACUCGCAUGGGUGGUCGAUUAAUUUAUACAAGUUUGCGUUGGGAAUCAAUCUUUUUAGAAUUUUUUUAGACAUCUUGACAAUUAUCGCAAGAGAGCGAAAAUUCAAACAAACAAAGCAAACAUCUAUAAACAGAUGACGAAUUCUGACAGAAUUCAUUAUUAAACCAUGACACAGCAUAUUCCGCCGUAAAAAAAAUAAAGUUAUAGUAGCGAACGAAGCCAUCGAUGUUAUAUUAAAAGUUGUAACGCAAAAUAAUUGUUACGUGUAUAUGUAGAAAUACAAAAACGGCGUGUAACAGCAAUACGUAUGUUGACUAAAAAACAAGACACACACUUCUUUGAUUCUGCAUUAUAAUGCUCGUACACCAGCACAAAAACAUGCACCCAUCUGUAUAAUUCUCAUGUAUUCUUGAUCGGACUGUUCUAUUCUGAUGUUACUUUACAAGUUUAUUUUUUGACGUGGAUUAUAUUUGUACAAUUUUUAGAUGUUCAUGAUUAAUAUACAAUAAGGAAAUUAU